This is a messenger RNA of Debaryomyces fabryi, 708 nucleotides long. RefSeq lists its product as uncharacterized. The transcript has a single exon. Gene Ontology annotation, cellular component: mRNA cleavage and polyadenylation specificity factor complex. NCBI's taxonomy places the organism in Eukaryota, Fungi, Ascomycota, Pichiomycetes, Serinales, Debaryomycetaceae. The record is from RefSeq and is a predicted model, not a curated record. Gene Ontology annotation, molecular function: mRNA binding. The coding region runs from base 1 to 708 and encodes 235 amino acids.
AUGGAAGAGACUAAAAACGUUUAUAUUGGUAACAUACCAUUUGAUCAUACCGAGGAACAAGUUUUAGAAAUAGCAAAAUCGGUUGGUCCUGUGAUAGACUUGAAAUUACUUUUUGACCCAAUGACUGGAAAGUCCAGAGGAUAUGCAUUUAUUAAGUACGGCGACCAUGAAACAGCUGCAUCUGCCGUAAGAAACUUGAACAACAUGGCCAUUGGAAAUAGAAAUAUAAAGUGCUCUUUUUCAAAUGAUAAUUCUGCAUUCCCCGAUAGCAGUAAUGGAAGUGCAGACAAAUUACCUGCCUUGCCAUUAGGGAUUCAAUUAUUUAAUAAUCAGACUAUACCUCAAGCCAUAUCCAAUGCAUUAUCAGGUCUUGAUCAGCGCUCUGCAUACCAGCUUAUAAAGGAAGCAAAGCAAAUGAGUGAAGAGAAUCCUGUCUUGAUGAAAAAGUUACUAGACCAAUUUCCACAAUUAGCCCAUGCAUUAGUAGAAACCAGUUUAUUGUUGAAUUUCACUACUCCGGAAAUAGUGAAAUUAUGUGUCAACUCGAAGCAAUCAGAACUAGAAAGUUUGACGCUUGACCAUGUUCAAUUAUUGAAACAAGUUUCUCAGUUGUCUGACCUUGAAAUCGAUACUUUAACAAAAGAUCAGAAGAAUAUCAUAAUCAAAAUGAAAUCAGAAAUAGCCAACGGCUCGUAUGGCGUAAUCUAA